UCUAAGGGAGUUCCUCAAAUGGGCGUUUGUUUCUGAAUUAGUCACAAACAAAACGGUGUAUUUGUGUGCUUGUUAGCGCUGGUUAUAGGUAGAAAGAAAAGCGAAAAGAAAAGAAAAAGCGAAAGGGAAAUGAGCUGAAAAAGUUUAACCGAAUAAAAGGCACUUAAAGUUUUGUUUUCGUUCAAGUUAGCUGAAGUUGUUCACAAUGGGAUGUUGUAGCAGCACCGAGAGCAAACGUGACUGGAAACCGCUGGAGGACCGCAGCUGCACGGACAUACCAUGGCUCAUCAUAUUCGCAUUGUUUUGUAUUGGGAUGCUGUGUAUUUGUGGCUUUGCCAUCGCCACAGGAGCUGCCUCCAGGCUGAUCUCAGGAUAUGACAGUUAUGGCAACACCUGUGGCAAGAAUAACUCCAAGAUCGAGGGAGUACCCCUCAGUGGCAGGGACAUGACAGAAAACAAGUAUGUUUUCUUCCUGGACCCUUGCAACCUUGACUUCAUUAACAGGAAGAUCAAGUCUGUUGCCCUGUGUGUCUCCAAAUGUCCUGGUGCUGAACUGACGACAUACAGUGAUUUAAAGCAGUUUGCUCUGAGUAAUGGAUCUCAUCUCUGCUCAUAUGAUAUUUCUCCUACAAGAUACACAAGCAGUUCAGAAAGAUACACAAAAUGUCCCAAACUCCCUGUUCCACCAAGUAAGUCUGUCCCGCUGUUACACCGAUGUGUCCCUGUGGACAUCGGCUGCUACGCUGAAUUCGCCCAGGGUUUUAUCACAUUCGUCAGUGACAACAGUGUGCUGCGUCGGGUCAUCACUGGGGUGAUGGCCAGCAAGGAGAUCAUCAUGGGCCUCUGUGUGCUGGCUUUAGUCCUAUCCUUGAUCAUGAUGGUUGUCAUUCGUUACAUCUCCAAGGUGCUGGUGUGGAUUCUGACAGUUCUAGUAAUCAUCGGCUCAAUAGGUGGGACCGCCGUCCUCUGGUGGCUCUACGUGGACCACAGGAAAGCGCUUAAUAAUAGCACUCUAUCAGUAUUUGGGAAAGAAGUGGCCUCAGACAACGUCAAAGCCCUGCUUGUGUAUUCAAUUGGUGCUACAAUUUUCACGGUAAUUCUCCUGCUGGUGAUGUUCUUCAUGAGGAAGCGUGUGGCUCUCACUAUCUCCCUGUUCCACGUGGCUGGUAAAGUGUUCGUUCACCUUCCCCUCCUGGCCCUGCAGCCUUUCUGGACCUUCCUCUGCCUCAUGCUCUUCUGGGUCUACUGGAUCGCUGUGCUUCUCGCUCUUGGGACUUCAGGGACGGCGGUGAAGAACAACACUACAGGCGUGGUUGAAUAUAAAAUGCAGGGGCCUCUCCAGUACAUGGUGUGGUAUCACGUUGUGGGUCUCAUCUGGAUCAGUGAAUUCAUUCUGGCCUUCCAGCAGAUGACCAUCGCUGGAGCUGUGGUCACGUACUACUUCACAAGGAAUAAGUCCCAGUUGCCAGCAACUCCUAUCAUCUCCUCCAUGAUACGAAGCAUCCGCUACCAUCUGGGUACUGUGGCUAAAGGCUCCUUCAUCAUCACGAUUGUUAAGAUCCCUCGUCUCAUCCUGAUGUAUAUCCACAGCCAGCUCAAAGGAAAGGAAAACGCCUGCGCUCGUUGCAUGUUGAAAGCUUGUGUCUGCUGUCUGUGGUGUCUUGAGAAGUGCCUUACAUACUUAAAUCAAAACGCUUACACUGCGACAGCCAUCAACAGCACCAGUUUCUGCACCUCUGCCCGUGAAGCUUUCCUAAUCCUGGUGGAGAAUGCCCUCCGUGUGGCCGCCAUCAACACUGUGGGAGACUUUGUCCUCUUCUUGGGAAAGGUGCUUAUAGUCUCCUGUACAGCUUUCGCCGGCAUCCUGGCUCUGAACUACCAGAAGGACUACACUGUGUGGGUCCUGCCUCUGCUCAUCGUCUGUCUGUUUGCCUACCUGGUGGCUCACUGCUUCCUUUCUGUCUUCGAGAAUGUGGUGGACGUUCUCUUCCUCUGCUUUGCUGUGGACUCAAAGUACAAUGAUGGCACCCCUGGGCGUGAGUUCUACAUGGACAAGGCCUUAAUGGAAUAUAUUGAAAACAGUAAGAAAGCGGGUUUGUACAAGGCUGGUGAUGGAGAUGGAAAGGAGAUGAAGCCCAUGACACGUGGAGGGACUUCUGCUUGACCAAGCAUCAAAAAUCUGCCCUGAACCACUAAAAAACACCAAAGCUUAACUCAGACUUUACCAGCGUUUCACUCCAGGGACAUCACUAAAAUAAUAAUGCACUUUAUACAGAAACUACACAGAGUUUCAGCUAAAGAUGCAUUGAGUUUCAUUUUUAAGUAAGAGGGAUUACAAACUAAAAGUUUGACACUAAUAGCUGAUACAUGGUCAAUGCUAAUUUGGGUUUGUUUAGUUUUUAUUAAGAUAAGUUUGCUUUUUGUACGUCUUUUUCCCAUUUAACUGAGUUUCCUCCUUUUUUAUACCAUUUUAAAUAAUAUGAACGUUUUGACAUGGUUUAACAUGUUUGUUUUUCUUUGUUACAGUGUUAGCUAUAGUUAAAAUGGAUUGGUGUACAUUUUGUAAUGGAUAGCUAACUGUGUUUUGUCAAAGGCUGUUCAAGUUGUUUUAUUACUUCUUAAAUUUUAUACUUGAAUAAAUUUAAACACAAAGUUUUAUUGUUUUGUCCACAUCUAUAUAACCCUGCACAUGUCA
This is a messenger RNA of Centropristis striata (black sea bass), 2695 nucleotides long. RefSeq names its product choline transporter-like protein 1. Gene Ontology annotation, biological process: transmembrane transport. Gene Ontology annotation, cellular component: membrane. The transcript has 16 exons. The record is from RefSeq and is a predicted model, not a curated record. Bases 206 to 2164 code for a protein of 652 amino acids. NCBI's taxonomy places the organism in Eukaryota, Metazoa, Chordata, Actinopteri, Perciformes, Serranidae. Gene Ontology annotation, molecular function: transmembrane transporter activity.